CACAUUUUGCUUAAGUACAAUGUUUAGGAUACCUUUCCUCUCAUAAUACUCCAUUCUACUUAGCUGGAUUCAUGAUCCACCUUUGUGAAAAGUUAUAAAAGAAAAAAAAACAAGUAGAAUACUGAAAUUGCUAAAAAAACAAAAAACCAUUGCUUACAUAAUUAAUUAGGAUAGUAUCUUUUCUUUGAAUAUCUUUGACUUAUUGACAUUUUCUAUUCAGAAGACCUUUCAGUUUCCUAUAUUUGGCGCCUAUCUAUCAAACCAAACAUCACUCUCUGCUCUGCACUUUCAUUACACUUUUCUUCAGUUUCUCUCUCUCUCUCUCUCUCUCUCUCUCUCUCUGUCUCUUCCGUUUUCAUUUCUCCCUGUUUCUUCCAUAACUACGCCAUUACUUCUUACACACUCUUUCAGUUUUGUCUUUUUUUUCUCACCUUCUUGCAUACCCCAUUGUCAUAACUUCUCUAGGUUGAUUCUGCUGUGGAAAAAAGGAACGAUUUUGCUUCGUGGGUAUCAUCGUUUUUUUACCAUGGCGAGUAGCAGGACUCGUAGCAAGAAGGCGACGCAGUUCUGUAGUCUCCCACUGAGAGGAUCAAUAUUCGGUAAAUCCAAGCGUGGAAGGAAGAAGAGAGUGCAGGAAAAUGAAGGUGAGCCUCGUGUGCCUUAUAUCAGUUUAAGCUCCAGUGAAGAAGAAGAUGAUGAAGGGGUCUCUGUUUUGAGAAGUGUAACUGAAAACAAGGGUGGUUUUGGAGCUGCUGAGGGGAAACAGUGGAGGAGAAGUGGUUUGAAGGGGAAAAGGGUAGCUGAAUAUGAUGUUGUAUUUAUGGGAGAAUGUGUAGAUACAGGAGAAGUUGGUUCUGGCUUUGGUAGUAAGCGAAGGAAGGAAUCGGCAGAGAUGAUUGAAAUCGGUGAUAGUGAUGAUGAUAAUGGGAGUGAAAUGGGUAGACAGGUGCCUGUGCAUGGUGUUGAUGUUAAACAAGAAGAACAAGACAUGGAUGUGGAUGUUAAAGGUAAACAACAUGUUGUGGUUGUGAGUAGUUCAGAAAAUGAAGAUAGUGGGAGUGAUUCCGAGAAGAAUGUAUUUGAGGGUUUUGUUGGUGGUGGAGAGGGAGACAAGAGUGAGAGAGGUGAAAUGUGUCCUGAAUCUGACGACCAAGGUCGAAAUUUUCACAGUGAUGGAUGUGGUUGGGCACCUGGAGUACCGCUUGUAUUUCAUUUGGAUGGAAAUCAGAGUGAGGAUAUAAGUAGUGAGGCUCAAAGUGGUUCAGCUGGUGAUGGAGAUGUUGGUGAUGAUAUUGGAUCUUCCUCUGAGAGUGCGGAUGAAAACUCCAGUGAUGAGGAUUUUAGAGCUGAGGAGGUAUCAGGUUCGAACCGCGAGUCUUCUUCGUCUGAUGAGUCUUCCUCUUAUGAUGAUGACAAUGAGAAGCGGCGGCGGGGUAGACCACCUAGAUGUUCAGAAUGUUCAGGAUGUUCUAGGCCUUCUAAUGAUCAAGCACAUGAGGAUAAGAAGAAACAAGAUAGCUCUAGAUCUCAUCAUAAAGUGUUGUUACGAAGAAGGACAAGAGAUUCAACAAAGGUUGAUAACAGUGAGAGGGCUGAUAAUAGUGAGAAAAUUAGUCCCAUUGCUGAUGCUAGUGACAGUGUGAUUGGGGAUCUUGGCACUCAUGGAGGAGGAGAAGAGCAUCAUGAUAAAAAGGGGUUUGAAGAAAAGGUUGAUAAUGUGUUGUUACGGAAAAGGACUAGAGUUUCAACAAAGGUUGAUAACAGUGAGAGGGUUGAUAAUAGUGAGAGAAUUAGUCCCACUGCUGAUGCUAAAGACAGUGAGAUUGGUGAUCUUGGUACUCAGGGAGGAGAAGAAGAGCAUCAUGAUCAAAAGGGGUUUGAAGAAAAGGGUGAUGAUACUCAUCAGGUAGAUAUCCCGCAGCGAGCUUAUGAGGAGAAACCCCCAUUGAAGCGCAACUUCAUGGAGGAUGAACCAUUGGAUAAUUUGUGGGCUGAGAUGGAUUUGGGGCUUAGAUCAGAUGACGAAGGUUCAGUUGUUAGAACCGCGUCUUUAUUGCCAAGAAAAAAAGACAAGAUGGGAAGAGGGUCAGCUAAACUUGCUGAUACUAAUGAGCGUGUGAAUGCGAAUCUUGGUACUCAGGGAGGAGAUUAUCAUCGUGGCAAAGGUUCAGUUGUUAGAAAUGUUUCUUCAUUGGCAAGAAAACAAGAAAAGCUGGGAGAGUCAGCUGAACAUAUAAUCGUGGAGAUCAGGGAAAGGAUUCGCAAGGAUCAAAUUAACAGCAGCAAUCAUGAAAAGAAGGCAUGGGGAGAUAAAAAGAUUGGUCACAAAGAUGGGCAUCACAGGUUCCAUAGGAUUCCAUUGAAGCGGAAGGAGCAACGUUUACUUGACCUCCUUGCUGAAUGCCUUCUGGGAAAGAAAAAGGAAACCAACAUUGAUAGAAAUGGGUUCGAAGAACAGGAUGAUGAUAAUCCUCAGGUAGAUACCCAGCCACCAGCUUAUGGGGAGAAACCCCCAUUGAAGUGGAACAUUAAGGAGGCUGAAACAUUGAAAAAAUCGGCGUCUGAGGAAGAGUUGGAUACUUUGUGGGCCGAGAUGGAUUUGCAGCUUAGAUUAGGAGAAAUCAAUUCCCCGGUUGGCAUUAAAGGGAAAAAUGAAGGAAGGGAAAAUCAAACCUUUAUUUGUAAGCACGACUUUCGUCUUGACGAUGAGAUUGGAGAAAUUUGCAGAAAAUGUUCUUGGGUUUCCACUGAGAUAAAAUAUGUCUGGCCACCGGUGGUGGAUGAAAUUCCUUCCAAAGGGUCACGGAAUAGGGUGUCAUCUGGUGUAGAUGAUGUCUUGCGCUCGUAUGACGCUCGGUUCAAUGCUUCUGAUGGUGACAAAGACGGUGUUUCCCCUAAAAAUGAAGGCACAGUUUGGGACCAGAUUCCUGAUGUCAAACAAAGCUUAUAUCCUCAUCAACAAGAAGGCUUUGAGUUCAUUUGGACGAAUCUGGCCGGAACCUUGGACUGUCAAAGUCUGAAAACUGCUGAUCCUUCUAGUGCGGGUGGGUGCAUUAUUUCCCAUGCUCCUGGAACCGGAAAGACACGGUUGACCAUUGUGUUUCUUCAUACAUAUUUGGAAGUCUUUCCGAAAUGCCGGCCGGUUAUUAUAGCUCCUGCUAGUAUACUGAAUACAUGGGAAGAUGAGUUCAAAAAAUGGAACAUAGGUGUUCCAUUCCACAACCUCAACACCCUUGAAUUAUCUGGAAAAGAGCACUGUGAUGCCACUCAAGAAGUUGACUGCUCUGGAUCUGUGCAUAAGAAUAAGGAUGCCGUACGUAUGGCGAAGCUGUAUUCAUGGUUUAGAGAGAAGAGCAUUCUGGGAAUCAGCUACCAAUUGUAUGCGAAGCUCGCUGGGGGAAAUUCCAAAAAGAAAAACAGGAACAUGGGAAAAGAGAAGAAGCAUGCGAGUAUGAAUGAGAACCCUGAAGCUGAAACCAGUGUUCUAGAAAAAGUUCUGCUUGAAGUUCCUGGUUUACUAGUUCUAGAUGAAGGGCACACGCCUAGAAAUCAGCGCAGUUCUAUUUGGAAUGUUCUGUCGAGAAUUCAAACUCAGAAGCGGAUCAUUCUCUCUGGCACUCCUUUCCAGAACAAUUUUGUGGAACUCUACAACACUCUUUGCUUGGUGAAACCAUCCUUUCCUGACAUGAUACCGCCGGAACUCAAAAAGUUCUGUCAGAGUAGACUAAUGCAGGAAAGGAAAGCAUCUCAAGAUUUCACUUGGGAACAGGUCUCUCCGGGAAACAUCACAACAGGAAAUCCUUCUGAUGUAAAGAUACAGCAGUUGAAAUUGUGGAUGGAUCCGUUCGUUCACGUUCACAAAGGAAGCAUUCUUCAAGAAAACCUUCCUGGUUUGAGGGAUUGUGUGCUGAUUUUGAAGCCUGACAGUUUGCAGAAAGAAAUUCUAGAGAGCAUUGAAAGUUCUCAGAGCCUCCUCAACUUUGAACAUAAGUUAGUUCUCGCAUCUGUCCAUCCGUCGCUUUUCCUCUGCUGUACUUUGACAGAGAAAGAAGAAUCUGUUGUUGACAGGGACCGGUUGGAAAAACUUAGAUCGAACCCUUAUGUAGGUGCCAAAACCAGAUUCUUGGUAGAGUUUGUGAGGCUGUGUGAGGCGGUCAACGAGAAAGUUCUUGUGUUUAGCCAAUUUAUUGAUCCUUUGAAUUUAAUCAUGAACCAACUCAAGUCAAAUUUUGAUUGGAUUGAGGGGCAGGAAGUGUUGUGUAUGUGUGGAAAGCUUGAUCAAAAGAAAAAGCAGCACAUGAUUCAUGGCUUCAAUGAUGAAAAGAGCCGAGCAAAGGUGCUUCUUGCAUCCACAAAAGCCUGUUCAGAGGGAAUCAACUUGGUUGGCGCUUCGAGAGUCGUGCUCCUGGAUGUUGUGUGGAAUCCAUCAGUGGAAAGGCAAGCUAUUAGCCGAGCGUAUAGACUUGGCCAAAAGAAGGUUGUUUACACAUAUCACCUAAUCACACAAGACACCGCUGAAUAUGCAAAGUAUUGUAAACAGGCCGAAAAGGACCGGAUAUCUGAACUGGUUUUCUCAGAUCGAAAUGCUGAAAAUGAUAGAUCAAAGAGUGGUGCAGUAAAUUUAGAGGAUAACGUUCUUGAUAUGAUGAAAGAUCAUGACAAACUCAAGGACUUGUUUGGUGAGUGUGUGGUACAACCAAAGGAGAAAUAUUUGAUUGAGAGUUUUGGCUCUUGAUUCGUUGAGGACUUAAAUUGAUUAAAAAUGGUUGUGCAUGAUUCAGUCAUCUUUUUGUUUGUGGCAGUUAAAUGUUACACUUCUGUUCUGUAUACAGUUACAACUCUGCUAAAUGCCUAAAUAGUUGAAUAUUUUUUGUAUGUGCAAGGGUCACUUUCUUUGUUGCACCAGUUAUUUCUAGGAUAAUUAGUCAAGAGACUCUUUUCU
Molecule: messenger RNA, 4942 nt
Organism: Lotus japonicus
Lineage: Eukaryota; Viridiplantae; Streptophyta; Magnoliopsida; Fabales; Fabaceae
Product: SNF2 domain-containing protein CLASSY 4-like
Exons: 3
Coding region: 527-4735 (1402 amino acids)
Biological process (GO): gene silencing by siRNA-directed DNA methylation
Molecular function (GO): ATP binding; ATP-dependent chromatin remodeler activity
Source: RefSeq, a predicted model, not a curated record